AAAUACUCAACUUGAAGACAUUUUUGGGUCAACAAAAAACACCUUCCAAUUUGCUUAAUUUCGAAAAGCAAUUUACCCUUUUCCUCAAUACUCUGCCUCCUCACCUCCAUCGCCGUCUGGCUCUCGCCGGUCUCCCUCUCCGUCUCCCGCUCGCCGGAUCUGCCUCUCCGUCUCGCUUUCUGGCCGGAUCUGCCUCUCCGUCUCGCUCUGUGGCCGGAUCUGCCUCUUCGUCUCUCUCUCGCCGUGCCUCUCUGUCGCCGGCUCUCCCUCUCCGUCUCGCUCUCUCGGCGGCUCUCCCUCUCUAUCUGUUCGGCUCUUCUCCCUCUCUUUCUGUCUGUCUCUCGCUCUGUUUCCAUUAACAGCAAGGCAUCGGAGUGUGAAGAAGAUCAAAAGUUCUUUGUUGGUGGAUGUUACGAUAUGGCAAGAAUAAGAGACAGAACCGAAGAUUUUAAAGAUGCAAUACACCGAACAGCUUUGUCUAUGGGAUAUAAUGAGUCCAAACUGGCAGCUGUAUUGGCAUCUUUCAUCAUGCAUAAACCUCGGCAGAGGUCAUCUUUUACCAUAACUGCACUAAAGACGCUCGAAAGUAUUAGAGCUUUGGAACAGUUCUUGAUAAAGCACAAGAAGGAUUAUGUAGACCUGCAUCGCACCACUGAACAGGAGAGAGAUAGCAUUGAGCAUGAAGUUGCAGUUUUUGUUAAGGUGUGCAAAGAACAAAUAGAUAUUCUCAAAAAUAGUAUAAACAAUGAAGAAUCAAACUCAAGGGGAUGGCUUGGCAUAAAGGGUGACCAUUCUAAUGCGGAUACUAUUGCACACAAACAUGGAGUGGUGUUGAUAUUAAGUGAAAAGCUUCAUUCAGUUACAUCUCAGUUUGAUCAGCUCAGAGCCAUACGCUUCCAAGAAACCAUCAACCGAGCAACGCCAAGGAGAAAACUGAAACGGACUCCUGCAUCUCAUUCUGUGAACAACCAUGAUUCUAACAAUAUUGAGCUUAAGCAAACUGACAACCAAGAGCUCAGGGAACCUGCUGAGGUUCAAACUGACCCAAUUAGAGUCCAGCAGCAAUUUUUGGAUGAUGAAACACGUGCCCUUCAGGUGGAGUUGACUAGUCUUCUAGAUGCUGCUCAAGAAACUGAAACCAAGAUGGUGGAAAUGUCUGCAUUGAAUCAUCUCAUGUCAACGCAUGUUCUGCAACAAGCUCAACAGAUAGAGCUUUUGUAUGAGCAGGCGAUUGAAGCCACCAAGAAUGUGGAACUUGGAAAUAACGAGCUGGCGCAGGCCAUCCGACGGAAUAGCGGUAGCAGGACUUUCCUCUUGCUUUUUCUAUUUGUACUUACGUUCUCAAUCCUUUUCCUUGAUUGGUACAACUAGAUGGAGGCAAUGUAAAGAAUAACUAGGCCCAUUGGGCGAAUGAGUGAGUGUUCAAGUUCUCCGGCCAGAAACUGCAGCAUGGGAAUGCUUGUAGAUUCUUCAUUUGUUGAAUUUUAAUCACUGUACUGUACAGUGUACA
Diospyros lotus (date-plum) is the source of this 1510-nucleotide messenger RNA. RefSeq names its product syntaxin-81. The coding region runs from base 418 to 1371 and encodes 317 amino acids. The record is from RefSeq and is a predicted model, not a curated record. The transcript has 8 exons. Gene Ontology annotation, cellular component: SNARE complex; endoplasmic reticulum; membrane. Lineage: Eukaryota; Viridiplantae; Streptophyta; Magnoliopsida; Ericales; Ebenaceae. Gene Ontology annotation, biological process: retrograde vesicle-mediated transport, Golgi to endoplasmic reticulum.